ACCGCUGGACGACAAUGGAUUUUAUGGUUCAUGUUUAACUUAUUAAAUAUUCAUACAAAUAAGCAAGUUCUGCGACUGAUCGUAAAUCCUAAAAACCAUGAAUUGAGUUUUGAGUUUGACCUAAUUAAGGCAGCGAACAAUAGCAUCAGAAGCGAAGAGACAAUAACAUUCUGAAAUCCCACGAGCGCUACCAAGACUCAGUGAUCUUCAAGCACGCAAGGUGUUUGACAGAAUUCCCCUGUGAGCUUUUUCUCGGUCAAAAUAAACGUUCUUUACUUUGCAACUUUUCUCUGGGACGGGAUAGCACUUCUUUUUUGUUCAAGUUUUAGUAUGGCUUUUAUGGUUUUCUUUCACUCCGAUUUGCAGAAGGAAAUCAAAGACGAGAGCUUGAGCUACGAUGCUGCCGCAGCGAGUGAAGAAGGCUUUUGCAGACAACCCCAAGAAGAUUGCUAAUUUGAUUGAUCUAGUGAACCUUCCUUCGACUCUGCGAGACUUUGUGGGUCAAUCUCAAAUUUCUCGCCUGGGAUGCUUCACGCGUGUCUGGUCCUACAUCAAAGCCCACAAUCUCCAGGAUUCCAACAACAAGAACGUGGUCAAUUGUGAUGAAAAGCUGAAAAGAAUCCUUCUUGGGCGGUCUCAGGUUGAACUAGCCGAACUUCCUGCACUGAUCAAGCUGCAUUUUCCUAAAGAGCCAAACUUUAGCGCUGUGAAUUGAAUUGGCUCCUGCUCAAUAACUGAAAUGGGGCGUUUCCUGUUAUUGAGGGACAAAAUUACAGCUUUUGGCAGGACAAAAGAUGAACGCUGCAAAGUGUUUCACCAGUGAGAUAAAGCUGCAUAGAAAAUAAUCAACACUAGACGUUACA
This is a messenger RNA of Linum trigynum, 863 nucleotides long. Lineage: Eukaryota; Viridiplantae; Streptophyta; Magnoliopsida; Malpighiales; Linaceae. The record is from the annotation of a GenBank genome assembly.